CCCCAUUGUCUCGAAAAAAAAAUCAUCCUAAGAACUAACCUAAACCUAAAGAGGGACAGAAGAGAGAUAUGGAGUGGAGAUCAUGCUAUUUGGACAUGGUUUUAGUGCCGCUAAGCUUAGCAAUGAGCUUAGCUUAUCAUUGGUGGCUAUGGCGUAAGGUUCGGUCUCAACCGCUCACAACCAUCAUCGGAACCAAUGCCCGUGGUCGACGCUUCUGGGCCUUUGCUAUCAUGAAGGACAACGAGAAAAAGAAUAUCCUAGCAGUCCAAACGCUACGAAACACCAUAAUGGGAUCAACCCUAAUGGCCACAACCUCCAUCCUUCUUUGCGCCGGUCUAGCUGCCGUCAUCAGCAGCACAUACAGUAUCAAACGACCGCUCAACGAUUCCAUCUUCGGAGCUCAUGGCGAGUUCAUGGUGUCUCUCAAAUACGUCACCAUCUUAUCCUUCUUUCUCUUCUCUUUCUUUUGUUACUCUUUUUCGAUCCGAUUUAUUAACCAAGUUAAUGUCCUUAUCAACUCUCCCCAAGACCCGGCUUCUGUCAUCACUCCCAUGUACGUAUCGGAGUUGCUCGAGAAAGCGUUCAUCUUGAACACUGUCGGCAACCGGCUUUUCUACACCGCACUUCCGCUACUACUUUGGAUCUUCGGGCCCUUGCUUGUUUUCCUUUGCUCUUUUACUUUGAUCCCUGUGCUUUACAAUCUUGAUCUUGUAUUAGGGUUUAAAAAGCAAGGGAAAACUGAAUCUCAAAUCAAUGGAUGUGGGGAUUGUGAAUCAGUGUAAUACUGUAUAAUUUGUUGUAAUCUUUCUUACAUAAUGUUAAAUUAGUAACGUAGAAUUAACAGACCAA
Molecule: messenger RNA, 849 nt
Organism: Gossypium raimondii (Peruvian cotton)
Lineage: Eukaryota; Viridiplantae; Streptophyta; Magnoliopsida; Malvales; Malvaceae
Exons: 2
Coding region: 69-782 (237 amino acids)
Source: RefSeq, a predicted model, not a curated record